CAUGGCAGCAGCGAGGCUCCGCCUGGCCCGUCGUUGGCUCGAGUUCUCUGAGCUCUCGCGGAAGGAGCUUUAUUGCUUGGGGGCAUAGAGCGCUGCUUUAAUUAAAUUCUUCAAACACCAACAUUCAUGAUCUGAUCUAAUAUGUGUAAUCAUAUUUAAAUACGCGUUUGUUUUCCGUUAACUCUAAAUCUGAGUCUAGUUUCCUCGCUGGUGCGUAUAACUAACAGAGCCCGCAGCCUCCUAAAGAAGGCGGCCUCGUUUCCCCGCAAUUGCAUCUAUUUUGGGUGCUGGAUGAAUAGUCCUUUUUUGUUUAUUGGCUAGUAUAUGUAGUCGUUAUAUAAUUCCACCUUUAAAAACAUGCAGCCAGCAUGCACGGAUAUUUUGCAGUGAACCUGACAUCUUUGUAACUACGCCGUUUUCUUCCUUAUAAGUCGGGGGGCCAGCGUGCGUUUUAGGACGAGUUGGCGGUGUUGGAGAUUGGAGUCCCCCUCCCCCGGGUCGGUCCAUUCAUACAUCCGCAGAUCCCUCCUUCCGUCCGCGAUCGCACACGCGUUCCGUAUGACUCCAGCAAUCCCGCGGUAAUCGGUUACCUGAAUGAGGAAGUGCGCUCGUCCGCUCCGGGUACUGAUAUCCGUGAUAAGUGUGGAGGACGCGAUCUGCCAGUCCUGAGCCACCCCCACCCGCUUUUUUUGUUUGCACCCUGUCCGCAGUUUUAAAUCGGCCGCUCACUGAGCACUGGGGAGGCCAGGAUGAUUCCGGACAAAGCUCCCAGGGAGGACGUGUACCUGGUGCACGACUUAAAGAAAGAAUCGCACGUCCCCAGCUUCGAGAAGUACAAGGAGCUUUACCUGAAGUCGGUGGAAAACCCUACGGAAUUCUGGGGUGAUGUUGCCAAAGGCUACUUCUGGAAGUCCAAGCACACGGGCCCCUUCCUGGACUACAACUUUGACGUGACCAAGGGCAAGGUGUAUGUGAAGUUCAUGGACGGGGCCACCACCAACAUCUGCUACAACCUGCUGGACCGAAACAUCCAUGAGAAGAAGCUGGGGGACAAGGUAGCGUUUUUCUGGGAGGGCAAUGAACCAGGGGAUGAGCUGAAGAUCACCUACAGGGAGCUGCUCCAGCGUGUCUGCAAGCUCGCCAAUGUCCUGAAGUCUCUGGGUGUGAAGAAGGGUGACCGCAUCUCCAUCUACAUGCCCAUGAUCGUGGAGCUGGUGGUGGCCAUGCUGGCCUGUGCCCGCAUCGGGGCGGUCCACUCCAUCGUGUUUGCUGGCUUUUCCGCCGAGUCGCUGUCAGAGAGGAUCCUGGACUCGCAGUGCUCUCUGCUCAUCACUGCAGAUGGAUUUUACCGAGGGGACAAACUGAUCAGUUUGAAGGUGAUCGCAGACGACGCUUUGGAGAAAUGCAAAGAAAAAAACUUCUCCAUACAGAAGUGCAUCAUGUUGAAGCAUCUGUCCAAAGAGUGCUCUGCCCCCUCACCAGCCCUGGGCUCCCAGUCCCCCCCCGCGAAGCGGACCUGCCCCAACCUACAGCAGGAACGCAAAGAGACCGUAAAGAAAGCCCGCCCCCUCCCCCAGAUUCCCUGGAACCCCGAGGUGGACCUCUGCUGGCACACGCUGGUCGAGGACGCCUCAGACGAGUGCGAUCCUGAAUGGUGCGAGUCGGAAGACCCGCUUUUCAUCCUCUACACCAGUGGCUCCACUGGCAAGCCCAAGGGUGUCCUACACACCAUCAGCGGCUACAUGCUCUACACAGCGUGUACCUUCAAGUACGUGUUCGACUACCAGCCUCAGGACGUCUACUGGUGCACGGCCGACAUCGGCUGGAUCACCGGGCACUCCUACAUCACCUACGGGCCGUUGGCCAACGGGGCCACCAGUGUGUUGUUCGAGGGCCUGCCCACCUACCCAGACGUGAGCCGGAUGUGGGAAAUCGUCGAUAAGUACCGGGUGACCAAGUUCUACACGGCACCCACCGCCAUCCGCAUGCUGAUGAAGUUCGGAGACGAGCCCGUCCGCAGAUUUACCCGGAAGUCGCUGAAGGUACUGGGCACGGUCGGGGAGCCCAUCAACCCGGAGGCCUGGCUGUGGUACUACAACGUGGUCGGGGAGAAGCGCUGCCCCGUGGUGGACACCUUCUGGCAGACGGAGACGGGGGGGCAUGUUUUGACUCCGCUGCCAGCUGCCACCCCUCUGAAGCCUGGCUCAGCAACUUUUCCUUUCUUUGGCGUCGUUCCGGCCAUUUUGAAUGAGUCGGGGGAGGAGCUAGAAGGACCAAACGAGGGAUACCUGGUUUUCAAACAGCCCUGGCCUGGUGUCAUGAGGACAGUCUACGGAAACCAAGAGAGGUUUGAGACCACGUACUUCAAGAAAUUCCCAGGCUACUAUGUCACCGGAGACGGUUGCAGGCGGGAUAAGGAUGGGUACUUGUGGAUCACAGGGAGAAUCGACGACAUGCUGAACGUGUCCGGGCACCUGCUGAGCACGGCGGAGGUGGAAUCGGCGCUGGUGGAGCACGAGGCGGUGGCCGAGGCAGCUGUGGUCAGCCACCCCCAUCCCGUGAAGGGCGAGAGCCUCUACUGCUUUGUCACGCUGAAGGAUGGCUGCGAGUACGGCGCCGCCCUGGAGGCCGAGCUCAAGAAGAAGGUGCGGGAGAAGAUCGGUGCCAUCGCCACACCGGACUACAUGCAGAAUGCUCCGGCGCUCCCAAAAACAAGAUCAGGGAAGAUCAUGCGCCGGGUUCUACGCAAGAUCGCCCGUAACGAGCGGGACCUGGGGGACGUGUCCACGCUGGCUGACAGCACCGUCAUCGAGCAGCUAUUCCAGAACCGCUGCUGCACGGUCUGACCCGGGAGCAGUUGGCCGCCUGCAGGACUGAGGCUCGACUAAGUGGGGGAGCCCUUCUCAGGGUGAAGUAGCGAUGAAGAAAGGGGGGGGCAGAUAAUUAGCAUCUGCUUCCCUGUGAAGAACAGUAGGCUAGCCUUUUAUUUUUUUUAUUGGGUUAUUUUUUUUCUUUUUUAAAGACGUUUAGCUUUUUGUUUAAAACGGCCUUGUGGAUUGGCGUAUGUGUGUGCGCUUGCGUGUGUGUCAAUAUGCCUACACAUUACCCUCCUCUUCUCCUCCUGCCAAACCUAAUUUAGAAAUAAUCUCUACUGCUGUUUAAUAUGUGAGAUUGUGGGGAUUAUUGGCGCGCUGGAACAUACUUACGUCCUUGCUAUUUCGGGCGCUCGGAGUGAUUUUUCUGUGUGGUUUGGCUCAUUCGUGCAUUCUGCAUUUUUGUCGAAUCUGGUUGUAUCUCCUUGCACCUUGUGUAUCACCUUUGUUGCUGAUAAAUACGUUUCAGAAUCACUCCGUUUUCUGGUUCAGUGGAGCCCACGGAUCGACUGGUUGAAUAAAAACAGAUUCUGCUCUCUACAUCUUCCAGUCACUCGCCGUAUGACCGGCUGGAAGUGUUCCCGCCAAAACCCUUUUUAUCAGUCAUCUCAGAAGGGAGUAGAAUCGAUGAGUUACCCAAAUGAAAGUUGAUGAAUCCAGUGAGUUGCAUUUAUGGGUCUUUGCGCGUAGCGUCAUCGAUAUGUUUUGUCUCCAGGUGACUUUGUUUUUUUGUUUUAAAUAAAAUUUUUUCGUUGCUAACCUACUGGUUCAUUACAGAAACACGGUGACCCAAAGCCAUAUUAUGCAAUGACAGCACUGGACUCUGGUUGGUGCACUGUUUGACUUUGAUAUUUGUUACCACUCCCCCCCCCCCCCCCCCCACACACACACACACACCCUUUUUUAAUAUGUUACACUCCUCUGGCUUGAUGUUUUUGCAGAAAUAAGCCAGUUCAGUGUCUGUGUCUGUCUGGGUAUAUACAGGUGAUGAACCCGUGCAGAAUGUAUUUUAUCAUUUUUGUCUGCAUAUGAAUUAUUUAGGGCUUUUUAAACCAUAUUAUCUAAGGUAUUUGGCAGUUGUGCCGGUAAACCAUUUAACUUGCGUUUUCCCGUGUUGUUUGCCUGAACAUACACAAGAUGCAGAUUGGCCUUUGGGUCCCACCCCUACGAAAGCGCAAGCCAUAUAGAGUGACCUGCUGUAGGAAGAAAUCUGCAACGCUAAGAAACGUUUUGUUUCUGACAGAAUGUUAUGCAUUACUGUGUCUGUUUUCGAGGUUUGUGCUGGGGUGUUCACAGAAUAACCGCUACUGAAAAAUAAACAUUGAAUAAUUUUUUUUUAAAUUUUUAAUCGUGUUUUUUUUUCGUUUCCUAAGUGUACUUACGGCCAUUUUAAAGUCUCCAUUCUUUUGCCAUACACUCUCGCUGGUGCUCUUUAUGAUAUGGAGAGCGAGUCACGCCAGGACCCGGUGACAAUAUCACGGUACUGGGAGUUUUAGGAACCAGUAGCAAAUGCAUUUCCAUCGUAACGAGAUGUCAUCUUUUAUUAAAAUUAAUAAAAAUUGGAUUAAAAAUUGAAA
This is a messenger RNA of Brienomyrus brachyistius, 4450 nucleotides long. RefSeq names its product acyl-CoA synthetase short chain family member 2 (gene acss2). Gene Ontology annotation, biological process: acetyl-CoA biosynthetic process. The transcript is spliced from 19 exons. Lineage: Eukaryota; Metazoa; Chordata; Actinopteri; Osteoglossiformes; Mormyridae. Gene Ontology annotation, molecular function: acetyl-CoA synthetase activity. The record is from RefSeq and is a predicted model, not a curated record. The coding region runs from base 750 to 2846 and encodes 698 amino acids. Gene Ontology annotation, cellular component: cytoplasm.